UAUGUGACCACCCCACAACAUAUAGUUUGGGUCACAAAUUAAAUUAUUUGUACAUAUUCCAUUUUUUUCCUGUUUAUCUCUAUUUAUAUGUGUAUAUAAGGUUUAUUUAAAUUACUUAAAUGUAUUGUAAUGAGCUUACAAUAAAGAGUUUAGCUGCAUUUUCUGAAUUCGGAAUGGCAGUUAAGAGAGAGUUGAGUUACCGUGACGACUACAGCACAUCCUCAGACAACAAAGAGGACCGUGAAAGCAACAACUAACUCUCGUCUCUCUCAUUUCCUACUAAGUUGAUUACUGCUUACAGUCUUCCCAACUGCCUGGGACCUGUAACAGAUUUUGGGGGCUCGUCCGGGAUCAGCGCUACUUUGAAGACGCCUGGUCCGGUGAUUUUGAACCAAGGGACAGCAAAGCACAUUCUUCAGGAGGGGAGCAACGUGUGUGUGAGAGGCUAAGGGGAGCAGGUGACUAGCAUCAUCCUGACCAAGAGCAUCACAACACAACCAGAUCUACCUGAGAGUGCAUCAUGUCCGACGAAGAAAGAAAGAGACUUAUCUGGAACAUCAAGAAGAAAGUCUACACUUUGAACAAAGGUGAACUCUUCCAGUUGGCAAAAGACAUUCACCCAGCACCAGAUGCAGAUGUCACACAAUUAAAGGAUGGUGAAGAAGAGAGCUACAUUAAUUAUAUUGUUACUUACAUGCAUAGUUGUGAAUUAUCUAGGCUACCUGACCAAGGGAUGACUGUGUUAAUGAAUUUAAAUGAUGGUAUUGAUGAAAUUGUAGAGCAACGUGCUAUUAGAACUGAAAAGGUUACUCAGCCAUCUGUUGCACCUCAUAACACAGACACAUCAGAGGAGGAGUAUCAGAGGAUGCUAUCAAACUAUGAGGAGUUAGGUAGAAAGCUUUUAGCCAGUAAAGCUAAACCUGCCACACUACCUACACCCACAGUCACGUCACACACACAUUUUCCAUACAAUAAUAAUCCUGUAUAUUCCAGCAUUCAAAGGCAGGAAUUUAAUGACCACAGCCCAUCUCACUCUGCACCUGACACCAUGGUCUCCAUCAGAGACAUUGCAAUGUUGCAGCGUCGAGAAUUCAAGAUCCAUGGGGGACAAAUAGGAGACAGUGUGUCUGACAUAAGAUUCAGCAAUCUGUGCAAGCAAAUAGAUGAAGGCAUUAAGGAAGGCUACACUGAAAGCGAAAUUAUUAGAGGGGUGCUCCGUAUGAUCAAACCUGGAAAUUUUAAAGAUAUGUUAAUAACCAAGGAUGACGUGACUGUAGCAGAAUUGAAGAGUUUUCUCCAGUCUCAUCUAGGUGAAAGCAGCAGUACUGAACUUUUUCAGGAACUUAUGACUGCCAAGCAACAUGACCAUGAGACACCACAACAGUUCCUGUACCGCAUGAUCAGCUUAAAACAGAAAAUACUGUUCUGUUCUAGACAAGUGAAUUCAGACAUCAAAUACGAUGACCGCACAGUUCAGAGUGUAUUUAUCCAUACUGUUUCACAAGGCAUCGGCUUAAAGCACAGUGACAUUCGGCGAGAGCUGAGACCAUUCCUUUCAGAUUCCAAUGUCUCUGAUGAAACCCUGCUGAGGCAUAUAAUAAGAAUUACAAGUGAUGAAAGUGACAGACAACGCCGGCUGGGACAGUCUACUCGUCAUAAGGUGGUCCAUGCACACAGCGCACAAUUUGAGUCUGACAGUGGGGCUAAAGAAAUGGUGAGAGUGGAUGAGACAACUAAAGAUAAGACCAUUCAGCAGCUGAAGGAACAAAUAGAAGCUUUAACUACUGCAGUGGACUCCUUGAAGCGGUCUGGAAUGCCAAAUUUUCCUAAUUCAUGGCACGAGUACAGUGAGUUACAACCUCAAAGACAUCAGCAAUCACCUCAACAGCCUACUUUCGACUUUCAGCAUCCGACACCAUUCCUACCAUCUACCAUGCCACUGUACAAUCCAGAUACACGGGUGCAGUCUCAGACCCAGUAUCAAUCACAGCAUCAAUACAAGUCAAGACCCCAAACACAAUUCUCUUCGAGUAGACACCCUCUUCAAAGACAGCGACAGUCAAGGUGCCACGAAUGCAUAGAUAAAAAUGUGACCACUUGCAGCCAUUGUUUUACGUGCGGUGCAGAGAGACACAGAGCAGGAGGCUGCCUUCGGACGUCAAGAAACCAGGGAAACCGGGAACGAUCACUGCACAGGGACAACCAGUGAUCGAAGUAAAGUAUCCGUCCCAGUAUGAAAUGUCACAAGACUCUACAGUUACUUCAACUUUGUCAAAACAAAUCUACAACAUCACUUCUCCAUAUUUAUCAAAUCAGUCCAAUCAAAUGAGAGUUGCUCAGCUUGUAGGAGAAAAGUGUCUGUUGAAAUGUACAAUGAAUGGUUGUCCUGUCAGUGUUUUAUUAGACACAGGAGCCCAGGUCAGCAUUAUGGAUUAUCAUUGGAAAGAAAUGUACUUACCUCACACAAAGCUUCGCCCACUCACCGAGAUUAUUGACCCACAGGAACUGGAGGUCAGAGAUGUAAAAAAGGACCUAAUACCCUUUCAUGGUUGGGUGGAGAUUACCCUUAACCUUCUAGGGAAUGAAGACCCUAGACUGGCUAUACAUGUUCCCUUUCUCGUAAGCAGGAUUGGCUUAGACAGACCCAUUCUGGGGUUUAAUGUUGUACAAGAAAUUAUAAGAGGUGGUGAAAAUAGAACCCAAGCCUUGUUUACUCUAGUCAACCUCCUCAGCACAGCAAUGGAAAUUGAAGAAGAUAAGGCCAAUGUUCUUAUAAAUCUCAUUCAAUACCAGGAAACUUCAAACGAGCUAGAUUUGGAUAUCCAGGUCCCAAUAAAUGUUGGACCUCAAGAUGUUGUUAUCCACUCAGGUUGUGUCACUCAUGUUAAGUGCCGUGUUCCAGACAACUUCAAUGACACCAGUCCGAUGGUGCUGUUCGAACCUGUCAUGGAGUGUCCACAGUUGGACCAGUUGAUUGUUGGCGAGGGACUUUUGAAAAUUCAAAAUCCACAGAAACCAUAUGUUCAAAUACCUGUUGGCAAUCAAACUAUGCAUAGCAUCACACUGCCUCGAAAGACCACACUAGGGAGCAUUCAGACAGUCAGAAAAGUAAUCGAAACUGAUCAAGCUGAUUUUCAACCUUUGUCGGUGGAAGUAAACAGUAUGGACUCUCUGGCUGGUACCAAGGAUGAAGGAAGAAAUUCUACAACACUUUGGCAUCCUCCAGUUAAUCUUAGCCACCUCAAUAAAGAACAGCAAGAGCAGGUAAAAGAAUUGCUUUAUGAAGAGUCAGCAGCUUUUGCACGUGACGAUGAUGACAUCGGAUGCAUUCCUAGCCUGCAGAUGGCAAUUACAUUAAAGGAUGACAUACCUGUGCAAAGAACAUAUGCCUCUGUACCUAAACCACUCUAUCAGGAAGUCAAGGAGUACAUUCAAGACUUGUUGGCUAGAGGUUGGAUUGUUAAGUCCAAGUCAUCAUACUCUGCUCCUGUUGUAUGUGUGAGAAAGAAAGAUGGUUCACUUAGACUUUGCAUUGACUAUCGUUCACUUAAUAAGAAGACAGUACCGGACAGACACCCUUUGCCUCGUAUACAAGACAUAACAGAUACUUUAGGGGGUUACAGCUGGUUUUCCAUUCUAGAUCAAGGAAAGGCAUACCAUCAAGGGUUUAUGGCUGAGGGAUCCAGACAUUUGACGGCUUUCAUUACACCGUGGGGGUUAUAUGAAUGGGUAAGGAUUCCUUUUGGGCUGACCAAUGCGCCUGCUGCAUUUCAGAGAAGCAUGGAAGAGAUG
Labeo rohita (rohu) is the source of this 3792-nucleotide messenger RNA. RefSeq lists its product as uncharacterized. The record is from RefSeq and is a predicted model, not a curated record. Bases 521 to 2209 code for a protein of 562 amino acids. The transcript has 2 exons. Lineage: Eukaryota; Metazoa; Chordata; Actinopteri; Cypriniformes; Cyprinidae.